CCGGAGGCUCGAGGAGGAGGACGCAGCCUCCCGCCGGGCCCCCGGCCCCGGCAUGAAGUGUCACUACGAGGCUCUGGGGGUGCGGCGCGACGCCAGCGAGGAGGAGCUGAAGAAGGCCUAUCGGAGGCUGGCCUUGAAAUGGCACCCGGAUAAAAAUUUGGAUAAUGCAGCAGAAGCAGCCGAACAAUUCAAAUUAAUCCAGGCAGCGUAUGAUGUGCUAAGUGAUCCUCAGGAAAGAGCAUGGUAUGAUAAUCAUAGGGAGGCUUUGCUUAAAGGAGGAGCUGAUGGAGAUUAUCAAGAUGACAGCUUAGAUCUGCUUCACUAUUUUACUGUCACCUGUUACUCUGGGUAUGGAGAUGAUGAAAAGGGUUUCUAUGCAGUGUACCGCAAUGUUUUUGAAAUGAUUGUGAAGGAAGAGUUAGAGUCUAGGGGUGAUGAGGAUGAAGAAGAAUUCCCAACAUUUGGAGAUUCCCAGAGUGACUAUGAUACGGUAGUCCAUCCUUUCUAUGCUUAUUGGCAGAGUUUCUGCACUCAAAAGACUUUUGCUUGGAAAGAAGAGUAUGAUACCCGGCAAGCUUCCAAUCGCUGGGAAAAGCGAGCAAUGGAAAAAGAGAACAAAAAGACUAGAGACAAAGCCAGAAAAGAGAAGAAUGAGUUAGUUCGUCAGCUAGUGGCCUUUAUUCGGAAAAGGGAUAGAAGGGUUCAGGCUCAUCGAAAACUUGUGGAAGAGCAGAAUGCAGAAAAGGCCCGCAAAGCAGAAGAGAUGAGGCGGAAACAGAAGCUAAAGCAGGCCAAGUUGGCAGAGCAGUACAAAGAACAGAGUUGGAUGACUAUGGCUGACAUUGAGAAGGAGCUCAGGGAGAUGGAAGCACAAUAUGAAAAGGAGUUUGGAGAUGGAUCAGAUGAAGAAGAAAUGGAUGACCAAGAGACAAAGGAGGGACAGGAUGGUAAACUAAGUGAUGAGGGUGAAGAUAUUGAGAUUUAUGAUGAUUUGUAUUGCCCAGCAUGUGACAAAUCUUUUAAGACAGAAAAGGCCAUGAAGAACCAUGAAAAAUCAAAGAAGCAUCGGGAGAUGGUUGCCUUGUUAAAACAACAGUUGGAAGAGGAGGAGGAAGGUUUUUCAGUACAUCAGGCUAAUGAAAAUGGGGUGGAUGCUAAUGUAGAGGAAGAAACAGAAGAUACACCAAAGCAAAAACUUUCCAAAAAGCAGAAGAAAAAGAAACAGAAAUCUGUGCCGAUGUAUAAUGAUGACUUCAGUAAAGAUGAGACUGUAGAUGAAGUGAUUGUUGAACCAAAAGAAGCUGCCAUUAUUGGUGAGAACAACACCAAAGGAUUGGAAGACAUUUCUCAAGAAAAGGUUGUUGCUUCAGAGGCUUAUGAACAGCCUGAAGAUCCCAAAAAGGCAGAAAAAAAUAUUCCAAAACCCAAAGGAAAGAAAGCCAAGGAUUUGAAAAAAUCUGUCAAAACGUCUGAUGAACAACAAGUAAGUGACGUUCCCAUACGCUGUACAACUUGCCAUGGUGAAUUUUCAUCUCGGAAUAAACUAUUUGAACAUCUGAAGGCCACAGGCCAUGCGAGAGCCCCAUCCACAUCCUCUCUGAGCAGUGCAGCCAGUGGCCGAAGCAAGAAAGAAAAACGUAAAAAUCGAUAGGCCUCCCGCAGACAGUUUUAUUCUUUGAUUGUCUCUAGAAUUCAAAACCAAAACCUGGACUGAAAAUGAUCUAAGAAAUUAUUAAAAUGUAACAUAUCUAUGGAAGCUGCAGUUUCUUGCAGCAUGGACAAGUAUUUUUAUCUUGUAUAAACAUUUUUUGUUUAAUAUAUUUUUUUUAAACAUUUCACUAGUGACUGAUUUACACUUUUGCUGUCUCAAUUGAGCAGAAAUUCUCAAAUGAGUGAAAUACUCUAAAGCUUGUCUUGAUUUCUUUCUGACUCAUGUGGGUCAGAAAUGUACAGGGGGGAAAUAAAUUAUUUUAACACAUA
This is a messenger RNA of Gracilinanus agilis (Agile Gracile Mouse Opossum), 1980 nucleotides long. RefSeq names its product DnaJ heat shock protein family (Hsp40) member C21 (gene DNAJC21). The transcript is spliced from 12 exons. Gene Ontology annotation, cellular component: cytoplasm. Gene Ontology annotation, molecular function: zinc ion binding; nucleic acid binding. Lineage: Eukaryota; Metazoa; Chordata; Mammalia; Didelphimorphia; Didelphidae. The record is from RefSeq and is a predicted model, not a curated record. Bases 53 to 1651 code for a protein of 532 amino acids.